Molecule: messenger RNA, 4604 nt
Organism: Thalassophryne amazonica
Lineage: Eukaryota; Metazoa; Chordata; Actinopteri; Batrachoidiformes; Batrachoididae
Gene: hdx
Product: highly divergent homeobox
Biological process (GO): regulation of transcription by RNA polymerase II
Molecular function (GO): DNA-binding transcription factor activity, RNA polymerase II-specific; RNA polymerase II cis-regulatory region sequence-specific DNA binding
Source: RefSeq, a predicted model, not a curated record
UCUAGGCUUUCAGCCCUUUCCGAAUGUCAUAGCCAUGAUCUUGAGCUCCCAUUGGCUCCUGUCUCCAACUACGUCACAAUCAUGAUUAGAAUUGAUGAUCGGACGUUCUGAUUUCAUUGUCUAGCAAAGGGGACUGCUGAAGAAAUCUGCUGAAUUUGGAACGUUGCUCUGAUUUUGUCAUCAAAAAUGCCACAUUGGCGAACCGCGCACCAUGUGCACUGACAGGAUGAGUACCCUGCAGAUGUUGCUAACCUAAAAACAUGAAGGCUUUGCUGUGAUUUGCAUGGCUGCCCCGUUCCACUCCAGUAGCACAAUGGAUGCCUGGUCACAGAGGCGUGGCAUGCAGACUAUGAACCUGCGGUCAGUGUUUACAUCUGAACAACAGAGGAUCCUGGAAAGGUACUAUGAGAAUGGGAUGACCAAUCAGAGCAAGGCAUGUUUCCAGCUAAUACUGCAGUGUGCUCAGGAAGCCAAACUGGACUUCAGCGUGGUCCGGACAUGGGUUGGCAACAAAAGAAGAAAGCUAGCCUCCAAGAUAGACCAAAACGGGGGUGCAUCUCAUUCCUUAUCCAGUCAUCCACUAGCUGGGGGACUACUGUCCAAUCACUCAGUGGCUGGAGGGGCCCUGUCCAAUCACAGUCUGACGGGAGGGGCUCUGGUAGCUGGAAGCAUGCUUACUGCUGAGUUGGCUGCAGCACGGAGCAUGCAGAAUCGUGUGCACCUUCUCCCUCCAUCCUCAUCAUACCCUUCUUUCUCAUCAACGUCGUCUUCCCCUUCGUCGUCAUCAUCUCUCAGCAGUGGGAGCAACAACGCCAACAACAAUGAUGUCAUAUUGACUGGAAUCUAUUCUCUCAACUCUGUCCCUCGGUCUAGACAGAGACCUGCAGCUGCUUCAUCUCAGUCAGACUCUGAGGUGUCUGCACACACAUCCUCAUCUCUGCUCCCUCAGUCCCUACAUGGCAAGAAUGGUUCCAGUUCCUCUCCCCUCCACUCUAAGCUAACGUCACUGUCUCAGAACCCUCCAUCCUUCACAUCUCCCUCAGGCCCCUUAGCCUACACUGCCGUCAGGAAGGGAGGUUUAUCCCUUGGGGAGGCAGGGAUGAGUGCAGCAGCGAGUGUGGUACCUCACACCUGGACUAGACAGUAUGGUACAAUACAAACUCGCCCUUGGUCUUCUUCCUCACCAUCUCAGCCCCAGCCUAACUCCAAUCCCAAAUCUCAACAGUCUGUUCCCCCAAAGCCUCGGGUUUCCAUCCCAGUCCAAAACUGCAAUUCUUCCCCUGAACAGAUUCCUCGCAUCCAGCAAGUGUUCACCUUGUCAGCAAGGGGUGAUGGGGACAGACUUAGGCCAGUAUCAGCAUCUACUCGGAAAGGUCAGGAGAGUCAUAGACCAGUGCCUGUACCGCUGGACAUGAGGCACAACUUCUCCAUUGCCAUGGAAACUGGAGAUGAAGAAGAGGAGUGGCAAAGGGAAGAGGAAUUGGCAAAUAUGGCUGCUCAGACCCACAUCCAUAGGGAACAGACAUCGGUUGGUCCAACAGAAGCUGAACAGUCUGUGGUGAGAAGAAGUUGUUCACCCCCUAUGACCAGCUCCAGACCUGCACUGCCUCACAGCAAUACAGCACUUCAUGGCAGCUACUCCCUCACAGCACAGACCUCACUUAUAGGAGAAUCAAGCUCACAGACGUCGGGUGGUGUGGCUGCUGCCCCCUGGGUUGUCAGCAACUCCAGAAAGCGAACACUGCAGGAUCGGACCCAGUUCAGUGAUGGGGAUCUCAUCCAACUGAAGCGCUACUGGGACAGAGGCAUGACUAGCUUGGGCUCAGUCUGCAAGGAAAAGAUUACUGCUGCAGCAAACCAGCUCAAUGUAGACACUGAAAUAGUCAAGGUAACCAACUCUGCAGGGUGGUGGGGUCUGUUUUUGGAGACAGGUGAUUUAUUGAGGAAGUUCACAGCUUUAUUUCACAUUAGUUUGUUCCCUCACUCUCAAAUGCUUUGCUGUGAUUUGCAUGGCUGCCCGUUCCACUCCAGUAGCACAAUGGAUGCAUGGCAACAGAGGCGUGGCAUGCAGACUAUGAACCUGCGGUCAGUGUUUACAUCUGAACAACAGAGGAUCCUGGAAAGGUACUAUGAGAAUGGGAUGACCAAUCAGAGCAAGGCAUGUUUCCAGCUAAUACUGCAGUGUGCUCAGGAAGCCAAACUGGACUUCAGCGUGGUCCGGACAUGGGUUGGCAACAAAAGAAGAAAGCUAGCCUCCAAGAUAGACCAAAACGGGGGUGCAUCUCAUUCCUUAUCCAGUCAUCCACUAGCUGGGGGACUACUGUCCAAUCACUCAGUGGCUGGAGGGGCCCUGUCCAAUCACAGUCUGACGGGAGGGGCUCUGGUAGCUGGAAGCAUGCUUACUGCUGAGUUGGCUGCAGCACGGAGCAUGCAGAAUCGUGUGCACCUUCUCCCUCCAUCCUCAUCAUACCCUUCUUUCUCAUCAACGUCGUUCCCUUCGUCGUCAUCAUCUCUCAGCAGUGGGAGCAACAACGCCAACAACAAUGAUGUCAUAUUGACUGGAAUCUAUUCUCUCAACUCUGUCCCUCGGUCUAGACAGAGACCUGCAGCUGCUUCAUCUCAGUCAGACUCUGAGGUGUCUGCACACACAUCCUCAUCUCUGCUCCCUCAGUCCCUACAUGGCAAGAAUGGUUCCAGUUCCUCUCCCCUCCACUCUAAGCUAACGUCACUGUCUCAGAACCCUCCAUCCUUCACAUCUCCCUCAGGCCCCUUAGCCUACACUGCCGUCAGGAAGGGAGGUUUAUCCCUUGAGGCAGGGAUGAGUGCAGCAGCGAGUGUGGUACCUCACACCUGGACUAGACAGUAUGGUAUACAAACUCGCCCUUGGUCUUCUUCCUCACCAUCUCAGCCCCAGCCUAACUCCAAUCCCAAAUCUCAACAGUCUGUUCCCCCAAAGCCUCGGGUUUCCAUCCCAGUCCAAAACUGCAAUUCUUCCCCUGAACAGAUUCCUCGCAUCCAGCAAGUGUUCACCUUGUCAGCAAGGGGUGAUGGGGACAGACUUAGGCCAGUAUCAGCAUCUACUCGGAAAGGUCAGGAGAGUCAUAGACCAGUGCCUGUACCGCUGGACAUGAGGCACAACUUCUCCAUUGCCAUGGAAACUGGAGAUGAAGAAGAGGAGUGGCAAAGGGAAGAGGAAUUGGCAAAUAUGGCUGCUCAGACCCACAUCCAUAGGGAACAGACAUCGGUUGGUCCAACAGAAGCUGAACAGUCUGUGGUGAGAAGAAGUUGUUCACCCCCUAUGACCAGCUCCAGACCUGCACUGCCUCACAGCAAUACAGCACUUCAUGGCAGCUACUCCCUCACAGCACAGACCUCACUUAUAGGAGAAUCAAGCUCACAGACGUCGGGUGGUGUGGCUGCUGCCCCCUGGGUUGUCAGCAACUCCAGAAAGCGAACACUGCAGGAUCGGACCCAGUUCAGUGAUGGGGAUCUCAUCCAACUGAAGCGCUACUGGGACAGAGGCAUGACUAGCUUGGGCUCAGUCUGCAAGGAAAAGAUUACUGCUGCAGCAAACCAGCUCAAUGUAGACACUGAAAUAGUCAAGACAUGGAUUAGCAACAGACGGAGGAAGUACCGUCUGAUGGGUAUUGAAAUUCCUCCACCCAAAGGUGGUCCUGCUGUUUUCACAACCUCAUCCCCAGGAAAUGAGUCUCCACUAAGCCUAAGUCCUGAUGAAGAGCGCCUUAAAACGCCUGAACUUGGAGACGACUUGAAUGACUGUGGCUCCAUCUGCCUGUCUGAAGAUGGCACCAGUGAUUCACAACAGAGGGAGGGAGAAGAUGGAACAGAUGUGUUGAAUACUGCAUCAGUGACCAAUAAUGUGAAGAUUGAAGUCAUUGAUGAAGAGGAGGAUGAUGACGACAGUGGUGGUGAAAUGGUUGCCACAGACUUAGAGCAAAUGCAGAACCUACUGGAGUUCAAGCAUGAGGAAGUGCAGUUCUUAGAGAAUGAGCUAGAGAACCAAAAACAAAAAUACCAGGAGCUUGCAAGCUUCACUAAGAGCCUGCUCUGGGCAGUGAGGGAUAAUGACCUGGAGCGACAGCAGGAACUUGUGGCCAGUCUACCUCAGCCUUCAGAUCAGGACUGGGAUAUGAUUCUAGAUGCAGGAGCCCAGCAUGCUGCUGUGUCCGCAGAGUCAUCCUCCAACUACAAUGGAUCUCCGAUGGCUGCCAUGAGCAGCAUAGAGACAAAAUUAGACCCUGCAAACGAAGUCCCAUCGGUCACCAUAAAUGAAGACGGUUCCAUAACUGACAUUGCUGAGCCCUCUGCAUCAGUGGAGCAGCUGGAGGAAUCUGCUUCAGGGCAAAAGUGACUGUUGCAUCAUAUUUCUCCCACACACUCUCAUACAGAAACGGGUUUCAGACAAGACAGACUCUUUGGUCCUACUUGUACACACAAACACUCUGAUAAACUCUUGCCCCACGCCCAGUGCCUGUGGACUGAUGCUUCAAUAUGACUGUUGGCUGACAAUGCCUUUUUUUAGUGCAUAUCAUUCGCCUUGCUCUGGUCUAAUCCAGGGAGAACAAUAAACAACCUCUAAUUUA